ACUCGAAGUCGCAUGGGUCGUUGCAAAUGCCCUCGCCGAUUUGCACGAAGCUGGUCUUCUUCACCGCGACCUCAAGAGCGAGAACGUCCUCCUCUGCUCCGAGAACUACAUCAAGCUCGCCGACCUCGGGAUUGCUCGCGAGUGCAAGUCCAAGAUGACGACGGGCAAGGGCACGCCGUACUGGACAGCCCCCGAAGUCUAUACGUCCGGCAGCAACUACAGCUUUGCAGCUGAUAUCUACGCAUUUGGCGUCAUUUUGUCCGAGCUGGACACACUGCUGCUGCCAUAUGCAGAUGUCCCGGGUAUCAAUUUCUGGGGUAUCAUGGACCGAGUCCGCAACGGCACGCUUCGGCCGAGUCUGACGCCGACUUGCGCGCCCUGGCUCAAAGAGCUCGCGACAGCGUGCUUUGCGUCCGACCCGACGCAGCGUCCGACAGCCCACGACGUUGUCAACGUCCUUGAACGCCAGCUCAACCACGCCAAUUCUGAGAUGCCGCCAACUUUACUCCGUCGCAAACCGAGUGCAUCGACGCCUCUGAUAGCUCAGGUGGCACCGGUAUCUCGUCAGCAAGACUCAUCGUUGGGCUCCUCGGCGCCGCUUUCUGCGAGCCACCUGCUGUCGCGCAUACCUGAAGUCGAGCUUACCCCCCACGAAUCACCGCCAGAGAGUGGCAACGCCAAGACGGAUGCGGGCGGAAGCAUCGAGAAGGUCGUGGCCAACGAUCUCAUUUGUCAACGGUGUACCGCGACCAACAGCUUCCUGGACGACGCCUGCGAGACAUGUCACGAGUCGUUGCCACCAUCGUCGCAAAGGCUUGCACUGUUUGUGGAGCGGCUGGAAGUGGCGGCCGCGCAAGGCCUUCGCGUUGAAUCGACCAUCCCGUGUCAUACGUGCAGCACGGCUUACCCAAUGACGACAGCCGAGUGCGACGACUGCGGCGACGCGUUCCCCGCGGAUACCGUCAAGAUUCGCAUGCUGCUCAAGCGCCUCGAGCUCGCACGUAGCAGCAACCCGAUAGUAUAAAUCGGGUGAAACUGACCCGAGUGCCAUGGACAGUUUUUGGAUCCACAAGACCCACUUUUGAUUGGUGGAUGUGGUUGAAGGAAAGGGUUAUCGAUGCAAAGCCCCGUAUUGCGCAUCGAGCAAGCGGCCAACGCGUAAGCCACGUGAUCCAUCGAUCGAUUGAGCG
This is a messenger RNA of Saprolegnia diclina VS20, 1190 nucleotides long. RefSeq lists its product as hypothetical. Gene Ontology annotation, molecular function: ATP binding; protein kinase activity. NCBI's taxonomy places the organism in Eukaryota, Oomycota, Saprolegniomycetes, Saprolegniales, Saprolegniaceae. Gene Ontology annotation, biological process: protein phosphorylation. The coding region runs from base 155 to 1024 and encodes 289 amino acids. The transcript is spliced from 3 exons. The record is from RefSeq and is a predicted model, not a curated record.